AAUGACUUUCAGAACUACAGAGAGGUUCAUAAGCAACACAAAUCUACAGCUGACCAUAUCAGACUACUUCUUCUAUUUUUGAAGCGAUGUGUCUUAAAACUGUUGUCUGUUCAGGAAUUUUCCUGUUGUAUUUGAUGACUACCAUCACGACUGCACUGCUUUUAACAGGGUCCAAAGAAACAGUGCAGUACCACUUCAUCAAUGAAUCCCUGACCUGGUAUGAGGCUCAGAGCUUCUGCAGAUUGAAGUACUCUGACCUGGCCACCAUAAAUAACAUGUAUGAAGAAAACCACCUGGUCAGUACACUGGACAGUCACGCGACUGCCACAUGGAUCGGACUUUACAACGGACAGUACAACAGGUGGCUGUGGUCUGAUGGCAGCGGCAGAGCAGACUUCACCAAAUGGAGCCUUAAUCAACCAGACAACUAUGGCGGCAUUGAGUCAUGUGGCGAGAUGUAUGCUGAUGGCUUCUGGAAUGACGUGCCAUGUGGUGUAACCAAAGCUUAUGUGUGUUAUGAAAGUCAGCAGGAUGGCAGCAAGAAGUAUGUGUAUUACUUACAGGGAGAAACCUGGCCAAGCAGUCAGGAUAUCUGCAGACAGAAGCACACUGAUCUGGCAUGUGUGCAUUCAGAAGAGGAAAAUUUAGCGAUUAAUGCACUAACCUACAGGGUGUGGAUGGGUCUGUUUAAAGAUUCCUGGGUCUGGUCAGAUGGAACAAAGACCUCCUUCAGGUACUGGAAAAGAGGCGGAAGUUAUAGUGGAAACUGUGUUUCUGUGGAAGGAUCACAGACGGGACGCUGGAUACCAGCUGACUGUAACCAGAAAGCAACAUUCAUGUGUCAAGGAGAUGUCAAACUAAAGAAGAUGGUCAUAAGGAUAAAGGUGCAGUCUGAUGUGGAUCUCACUGACCUCACUGCUUGCAACUUACUCCUGCAGAAGUUGGAGACAAUCCUAAGAGAUCGAAAGGUGGCUGAUUUCAGUCUUAAGUGGCAAGAUGACAAAUAUGUCUUUCAACGCUAGCUAAAAACCACAGAGAAGACAGGAUGCUGACCGCAGAAGUGUCCGUUCUGCAAAAUUAUUGGUUUGUGGUGGAAAUUGAUUAUUUAAAGAUUGUAUCUUGCCUCAGGAAGUUUAUCAUAACAGGUAAUGGAUAUAUAACUGAACCUAAGUCAGUACUUGGACAAUGGAUCUCAUCUCUUUUAGCCCGUAAGUUGUGUAGUCAUAAAAACUUAACUAUAGCUGGAAAGUAGUGCUUCUAAAAUAUAUUAUCUAAUGUAAUAACAUGAACUUAAAUCCAAAUGCUAAUAAUAGAUGCAAAUAAUGUUUGAAGCUUUAAAAAAUGUGUCUAGUAAUUGUUUGAUCAAUGCCGUCUAAGUGCUUUAUUUUUUCAAAGACUUUAAAAAAAAAUGCAUGAUGAUUUGA
Molecule: messenger RNA, 1424 nt
Organism: Oreochromis niloticus (Nile tilapia)
Lineage: Eukaryota; Metazoa; Chordata; Actinopteri; Cichliformes; Cichlidae
Product: macrophage mannose receptor 1-like
Exons: 8
Coding region: 87-1022 (311 amino acids)
Source: RefSeq, a predicted model, not a curated record